Molecule: messenger RNA, 1945 nt
Organism: Hevea brasiliensis (rubber tree)
Lineage: Eukaryota; Viridiplantae; Streptophyta; Magnoliopsida; Malpighiales; Euphorbiaceae
Product: cationic amino acid transporter 1-like
Exons: 1
Coding region: 58-1827 (589 amino acids)
Biological process (GO): transmembrane transport; amino acid transport
Cellular component (GO): plasma membrane
Molecular function (GO): L-lysine transmembrane transporter activity; L-glutamate transmembrane transporter activity
Source: RefSeq, a predicted model, not a curated record
UUCUGUAGCUGAAUAAUUCCAUUAUUUUCCGUCAUUUUUAUAUUCUGCAGGGCAACUAUGGUGAUUAGUGAUACUAAUGGGCUCAAGAAGAGAGGAUGUAUGUGCAGAAAAGAAGAUUUCUUGCCAGAAGAGUCAUUCCAGAGCUGGAAAAACUAUGUUCAGGCAUUGUCCAACAUAAAAACAAGGCUCAAGGAUCGCUUUCUGGCGCGAUCUAUGGAUAGUUUUGAGCUGCAGGAAUUGCGUGGUUGUAGUGGGCAUGAGAUGAAGACGACCCUGAAUUGGUGGGAUAUGAUUUGGUUUGGUGUAGGAACAGUUUUGGGCGCAGGAAUUUUUGUCCUUACAGGUGAAGCUGCUAGAAAUGAUGCUGGUCCUGCAGUCGUAGUUUCAUACUUAAUUUCAGGUAUAUCUGCAAUGCUAUCAGUCUUAUGUUACAGUGAAUUUGCUGUCGAAUUACCGGUAGCAGGCGGAUCAUUUUCCUAUCUUAGAGUGGAGCUUGGUGACUUUGUAGCUUAUAUAGCUGCAGGAAAUAUUUUGUUCGAGUACAUUGUUUCUGGUGCUGGUGUGGCAAGGUCUUGGACUUCCUAUUUUGCCACCCUUUGCAAUCAUGACCCCAACAGAUUUCGCAUACAUGCCUCAUCUCUUGCUGAAAACUUCAACUACUUAGAUCCAAUUGCUGUUGUGGUGUCGAUUAUUGUUUGCGUUUUUUCAUGCCGGAGUACAAAAGGAUCAUCAAGAUUCAAUUCAAUAGCUGCAGUGAUCCACAUUGUAGUCUUGGUUUUCAUUUUUAUCAUGGGUCUUACGAAGGCCAACCCUGCCAAUUUUGCAAACUUUGCUCCAUUUGGUAUCCGUGGAAUUCUGAAAGGUUCAGCCAUGCUCUUCUUUGCUUAUGUAGGAUUUGAUGGAGUAGCAACUUUAGGUGAGGAGGUUAAAAACCCUGGCAGAGAUAUCCCAAUAGGACUCAUUGGUUCCAUGUCGAUUGUUGUAGUAUUUUACUGUCUUCUUUCAGCAACCCUGAUACUUAUGCAGCCUUACACCCAAAUUGAUGUUAAUGCACCAUUCACCCUGGCAUUUCAAGCUGCGGGAAUGAAUUGGGCAAAAUAUAUUGUUGCUUUUGGUGCUUUAAAAGGGAUGACAACAGUUUUACUAGGUAACAUCAUUGGCCAAGCUCGAUACUUUACUCACAUCGGCCGAACCCACAUGGCACCUCCCAUACUUUCCGCCAUCAAUGAAAAAACCGGCACACCAGUGAAUGCAACAGUUGUCAUGACUGUUGCAAACUCCAUUGUUGCUUUCUUCACAAGCCUUGAUAUUCUGUCAAACCUUCUCUCGAUAGCCACCCUUUUCAUCUUUUCCCUUGUAGCCCUUGCACUGUUAGUGAGACGAUACUAUGUUACCGGAGAGACAUUGGAUUCCGAUAGAAAGAAGCUCACCGCAUUAUUGGUGCUGAUCGUAGGAUCUUCAAUCGGUUUAGCUGUUUACUGGGCAGUUGCCAAAGAUGGGUGGAUUGGUUAUGCAGUAACCGUACCAAUCUGGUUUUUAUCCACACUUGGGCUACAACUGACAUUGAAGCAAGCAAGGAAGCCUAAACUAUGGGGAAUGCCAUUGGUACCUUGGUUGCCAUCUGCCUCCAUUGCUAUGAACAUGUUUAUUAUGGGAUCCAUUGAUAGGGAAUCAUUCAUUAGAUUUGCAGCCUGGACAGCAAUAUUGCUUGUCUAUUAUCUGUUUGUGGCAUUACAUGCUUCAUAUGAUGCAGCCAAGGAGAUGCAAAGAAAAGCUAAUGCAACAAAUAACCUUGAAGCAGAGAUUAUCACACAAGAAAACUUCUGAAUGAGAAACUACUGUGAAAACUUUUUUAUUUUCUUUGGUUUUCUUUAGUGUUCUGUAUACAAAGAUUAGACCUUUUCUGCCACCCUCCUCCCCCAAUUGAACAAAUUGGAAAGGUUUA